Messenger RNA from Cotesia congregata, 2727 nucleotides. The record is from the annotation of a GenBank genome assembly. Lineage: Eukaryota; Metazoa; Arthropoda; Insecta; Hymenoptera; Braconidae.
AUGCGAAUUUUGGAAAAACUAUAUCGUCAAGAUCCCGAAUCAUUGUCUUUCAGACAGCCAGUUGAUCCACUAGCACUGGAAAUUCCAGAUUACUUUGACAUUGUCAAGCACCCAAUGGAUCUCUCUACUAUUAAAAGGAAGCUUGACACCGGUGAAUACAGCGAUCCUUGGGAGUAUGUCGAUGAUGUUUGGAUGAUGUUUGAUAAUGCAUGGCUUUAUAAUCGUAAAACAUCACGAGUCUACAGAUACUGUACAAAGUUAUCGGAAGUAUUUGAACAAGAAAUUGACCCAGUAAUGCAAGCAUUGGGCUAUUGUUGCGGCAGGAAAUAUACCUUUAAUCCUCAGGUGUUGUGUUGUUAUGGCAAGCAGCUUUGUACGAUUCCAAGAGAUGAAUCAUCAUCCAAAUUAGAUAUUUCAACUAUUGAAGAUCUUCCUGACAAAUUGACAGCAUCAGAGCCUACAAUUGAUGGUCAUCAACUACAAUUUAAUUGUCUGGCAAAUGGUCAGUCGAAUCGUGAACCAGCAACACAACGACCAGUAGCUGAUGUAGCUUCGCAAUCUGGUCUCCGUCCACAAGCUCCUCAGCAAAUAAUGCAACCGCAACAGCAUCAAGGGCAAUCAACCUUGAACAUAGCCGGUGAAAUGCCACGACAAGCUAACGUUAUUCGUGGACCCGUUGGUCAAGUAGGAUCUCAAGGUCAAGGCAGUGGGCCACAGAUGCAAAGACAAGCCCUACAACAGUAUACGCAAAUUCUACAACAAUUCCGACAACAGCAGCAGCAACAGCAAACUCACAUGGUAAAUCAAGCUCGGGGUCAAAGUCCUCAUCAUCAAGUCCAUCAGGUAGGUAUUGUAGAUCUUGGGCAAGGUGGAUCAAGGUGGAUACAAGCACGACCUAACAUGCACAAUAUUCAAAAUAUGGGUCAAAUGGGUGUUUCAAGCCCAUACGGGUAUGAUCUCCGUCCACAAGCUCCACAGCAAAUAAUGCAACCGCAACAGCAUCAAGGGCAAUCAGCAAUGGACAUAGCCGGUCAAAUGCCACGACAAGCUCACGUUGUUGGUGCACCCGUUGGUCAAGUAGGUCCUCAAGGUCAAGGCAGUAGGCCACCGAUGCAAAGACAAGCCCUACAACAGCUUAUGCAAACGCUACGAACUCCACAGCAAAUAAUGCAACCGCAACAGCAUCAAGGGCAAUCAGCAAUGAACAUAGCCGGUCAAAUGCCACGACAAGCUCACGUUGUUGGUGGACCCGUUGGUCAAGUAGGUCUUCAAGGUCACGGCAGUGGGUCACCGAUGCAAAGACAAGAUGGGCGUGGCUUCGGUAUUAGACCUCUGGUGUUUAAAAAUGAACUACUCAAAGUAGGCAAAAAAUCUUCAUCCAUAUUAGAUUGUUUAACUAUUGAAAAUCUUCUUCCUGACGAAUUGACAGCACCAGAGCCUGCAAUUAAUGGUCAUCAACUACAAUUUAAUUGUCUGGCAAAUGGUCAAUCGAAUCGUGAACCAGCAACACAACGACCAGUAGCUGAUGUAGCUUCGCAAUCUGGUAUAGAGUCUACAAAAAUGCAAUUUGUCUAUCCUCAAGCUCAAUCAAGUUUUAACCAAUCAGUAGUUAAUCAGGGAUUACCAGUGUCAGCUCAGUCAUCUAUCACAUCAUUUUCUACUUCCAAUACAUCAAAUUCAUUGAAUUUAACCAAUAGACCUGUAAAUUUACCUAGAUCUGAUCUUCAUUAUUUGAAUAACUUUCAAACUUUUAAUAAUAGAGUACCUACACUAAACCAAUGUACCUACACUGUACCUAUACGAGACCAAUCGUCGUACUUACAAACUCAAGUUAAACCAGUUCAGCAAGUAAAAGAUUGGCAACUAUCUUUAUCUGAAGAAAAAAGAAAAGAAAACGUCAAUUGCUUAAUUGAAGCAAUAUUUACAAAUGGACAUGCAGAGUCGAUAUUUGAUGAUAGGCUCAAUCAUUUGUUGAAUUAUGCCCAAAAAGCUGAAAAUGAAAUAUAUAACACGGCUAACUCCGAGGUUGAAUACAGCCAGUUACUCGUUGAUAAAAUUAUUUCAAGUCGAAUUGAAAUUGAAGACAGACGUAGAAAACGCGAAAUUGUUGCUAAUCAAUCACAUAUAAUGGCAUCUGAUGCAAACCUUCCACCUGCUCCAAUUGGAAUUACAACGACCGCAGAGAGUGCAGAAGUAUCAGAUAAUUUACAACCAGCUACAUUGAAUGGAAAUCAACCGCUAGACAUACCGUUAGGUCUCCGGGGACUAGAUCAAGCUACACCAACACAAGUCGUGAAAGAGUGGCAUCAAAGCCUGACGUUAGAUUUAAGGAUACAUUUUAUUAUUGAUAUUGUUAAAAGAAUAUUGACGCCUAACAACAGAAUGGUAUUUUUUGACGAUAGAGUACACAAUUCAUACAGAUAUGCCAUAAAAGUAGAACGUGAUAUGUAUGAAUCAGCUAAUUCUAGAUCGGAGUACAUGCAUCUACUUGCAGAAAAGAUUUAUUCAAUUACAAAAGGACUAGAGGAAAGACGUCAAAAACGUGAGCAAUUACAAUCAGCUUCGCAGCAAUCGCUUCAACAAUCGGUGGUUGAUAAUUUAGGAUUGAGAAUUCCUGGACCUUCUAUGAAUGUUCAAGCUAAUAUGCCUCCUCAAAUAGCAGGAUCAUACUUCCCAAAUCGUUCAAUGAUGCCUGGUCCAUAUCAUGUUAUGCCAACACUACCCUGA